Miscanthus lutarioriparius is the source of this 789-nucleotide messenger RNA. NCBI's taxonomy places the organism in Eukaryota, Viridiplantae, Streptophyta, Magnoliopsida, Poales, Poaceae. The record is from the annotation of a GenBank genome assembly.
AUGCCGUCCCGGUCACCAACACCGGCGCGCCGGCGCUGCCCCCCGACGCGUUGUUCGAGGUCAUGCUGCGCUCCCGGCCAAGGAUCUCUGUCACCUCCACGCCGUCUGCCGGUCACUUCCGACCCUCACUUCGCAGCGGAGCACAUGGCCCGCCACGCGGAGCCCCUCUUCGCCCUCACCUUUAGGGACGGCGACGUCAGGGGCGUCGCCAUCGUGAUCCUGUCGGGGCAGAUUCUCAGGCGGAUACGCAUUGACUCCGAUCGCAUCGAGUUGCUGCUCACCCACCUCGACCGCCUCUGUGUCAUCAGGAUGUGCAAGCCCUCGUUGGCCGCCUGGGUUCUCAACCCGGCCACCGCAGUUGCCCUCACUUUGCCCGGCCCUCAUUCAGAUGAGUUUGUGGGCAUUUGCAUAGAACAGAGAUUUAAUUGGGGUUCUGCUUUGAGGCACAACUGCAAGACGGUUACAUAUGCUUUUGGACAGGUUGCUUCUACUGGCGACUACAACUCUACAAGCAUAGCUCCAUUCGACCUUGAUACAGAGAAGUGGAUGCCAACUCUUCGGGGUCCAGAGCCACUGCGAAGUGCUAAGUUUGGCCUCUACUCUGGGCGGGUACUCUCAUUAGCCAACUUAAAUGGCAGCUUGGUUAUAGUUGACAAUGAUGCUGGUGUCUCUUUCGACCUAUGGUUUCUAGUGGAUCACAAGAGAGGUCUUUGGGUUAAAAAGAGAACGGUGGUUCGUGAAUGCCUACAGUACGAAGUUGCUCCCCUUGCAUCUGGAUCCCAUGGUUAG